Molecule: messenger RNA, 9299 nt
Organism: Equus caballus (horse)
Lineage: Eukaryota; Metazoa; Chordata; Mammalia; Perissodactyla; Equidae
Gene: HCFC1
Product: host cell factor C1
Biological process (GO): regulation of DNA-templated transcription; chromatin remodeling
Cellular component (GO): histone methyltransferase complex
Molecular function (GO): protein binding; transcription coactivator activity
Source: RefSeq, a predicted model, not a curated record
UCUUCACACAAGAUGGCGGCUCCCAGGGAGGAGGCAUGAGCGCCCUGCCGUUACCGCUCCUCCUGCCGUACAGUUGCUACUUCGGGGCCUAACUCUGGCUCUUUGGAGCGGCUCCGGUGGGAAGGAGUCAUAAGGAGCGAAGCCAGGAUCGGACACUGCCUUGCGUUUGGUUUGCAGUGGAAGAACUGACCCAGGAGGAAGAGAAUAGGGGGGAAGGGGGAUCUAGUCUCAAGAUGGCGGCUCCCAGGGCGGCAGGCGCAGCCUGAGCAGCAGAGGCGGACUAAGGGGAGAGGUUCGAGACCUCACGAGCUGUACGGCGCGAGCCUCCGAGCAGCCCCGGAGAAUUGGAGCUCGUUCCACUGGCCUCCGGCGCGCCUCUAUUUCUUACGAGUGUCGAAGCUGUCUUGGGACCGGCGGCUGCACUAAGCGCUGGGCGGGGAAGCGGGACGGUCUCAAGAUGGCGGCUCCCACAAUUGUGGUCUGAGCGCCGGCAGGGCUGGGACAACCGCGGCGCUUGUGGCUCCUUUCCACCCGCCCCGGAAGCCGGCCAGUGCAGGGGACUUGGGGGGUGUGGGAACCGGGCCGGGGCUCCGCCAUUUCCGGCGGGGUAGGGCUACGACUGAGGAAGGGAGGAGAGAGAGGCGGCUCAAGAUGGCGGCUCCCAGGGCCUCCCGCCCGAGCUUGUAAGCGGGAGCGUCCGGGCAAGUAGUCAGGACGGCGGGACUCGACGGCCUCUAGCUUCUCGGGCCUAGGCGCUCGACGGCUUCGCGAGGCUCUUGAGGACACGGGGUGAGCGAAAAAAAGGGAAAGAGCCAAAGGGAAGGAGGAUAGUUAAGAUGGCGGCCUCCAUGGAGCCGUCCACCGCUGUGUGAGGAACCGCUUCUCCGUGAGAGCUGCCUUAGACGAAAGGGGGUGUGUGCGAGAGGAAUUGGGGGUCCCCUUCCCGCUUGGUGACUUUUUUCUACCGCGCCCUUUCCCGGAACCAUGGCUUCGGCCGUGUCGCCCGCCAACUCGCCAGCGGUGCUCCUGCAGCCUCGCUGGAAGCGAGUGGUGGGCUGGUCGGGUCCAGUGCCCCGGCCCCGCCACGGCCACCGCGCCGUGGCUAUCAAGGAGCUCAUCGUGGUGUUCGGCGGCGGCAACGAGGGGAUAGUGGACGAACUGCACGUGUACAACACGGCAACUAACCAGUGGUUCAUCCCGGCCGUGAGAGGGGACAUCCCUCCUGGGUGUGCAGCCUAUGGCUUUGUGUGCGACGGGACUCGCCUCCUGGUGUUUGGUGGGAUGGUGGAGUAUGGGAAAUACAGCAAUGACCUCUAUGAGCUCCAGGCAAGCAGGUGGGAGUGGAAGAGACUCAAAGCAAAGACACCCAAAAACGGGCCCCCUCCAUGUCCUCGGCUUGGGCACAGCUUCUCCCUUGUGGGUAACAAAUGCUACCUGUUUGGGGGUCUGGCCAACGAUAGCGAGGAUCCCAAGAACAACAUUCCCAGGUACCUGAAUGACUUAUACAUCCUGGAAUUGCGGCCAGGCUCUGGAGUGGUAGCCUGGGACAUCCCCAUCACUUACGGUGUCCUGCCCCCACCCCGGGAGUCACAUACUGCCGUGGUCUACACUGAGAAAGACAACAAGAAGUCCAAGCUGGUGAUCUACGGGGGAAUGAGUGGCUGCAGGCUGGGGGACCUCUGGACCCUGGAUAUUGAGACUCUGACAUGGAAUAAGCCCAGUCUCAGCGGGGUGGCGCCACUUCCUCGAAGUCUCCACUCGGCCACGACCAUAGGAAACAAAAUGUACGUGUUUGGUGGCUGGGUGCCUCUCGUCAUGGAUGACGUCAAAGUGGCCACACACGAGAAGGAGUGGAAGUGUACCAACACACUGGCUUGUCUCAACCUGGAUACCAUGGCCUGGGAGACCAUCCUGAUGGACACACUGGAGGACAAUAUUCCCCGGGCCCGAGCUGGCCACUGCGCUGUAGCAAUCAACACCCGCCUGUACAUUUGGAGUGGGCGCGAUGGCUACCGAAAGGCCUGGAACAACCAGGUCUGCUGCAAGGACCUCUGGUACCUGGAAACAGAAAAGCCACCACCCCCGGCCCGGGUACAGCUGGUGCGAGCCAACACCAACUCCCUGGAGGUGAGCUGGGGGGCAGUGGCAACAGCCGACAGUUACCUUCUGCAGCUCCAGAAAUAUGACAUUCCUGCCACGGCUGCUACUGCCACCUCCCCCACACCCAAUCCAGUCCCGUCUGUGCCUACCAACCCUCCCAAGAGCCCUGCCCCGGCAGCAGCCGCACCUGCCGUGCAGCCGCUGACCCAAGUAGGCAUCACGCUCCUGCCCCAGGCUGCCGCCGCGCCCCCGACCACCACCACCAUCCAGGUCUUGCCGACAGUGCCUGGCAGCUCGAUUUCCGUGCCCACCGCAGCCAGGACUCAAGGUGUCCCUGCUGUUCUCAAAGUGACUGGUCCUCAGGCUACCACAGGAACCCCAUUAGUCACCAUGCGACCUGCGAGCCAGGCUGGGAAAGCGCCCGUCACCGUGACCUCCCUACCUGCAGGCGUGCGAAUGGUCGUGCCGACGCAGAGCGCCCAGGGGACGGUGAUCGGCAGCAGCCCGCAGAUGAGUGGGAUGGCUGCACUGGCGGCCGCAGCCGCCGCCACCCAAAAGAUCCCUCCUUCUUCGGCGCCCACAGUGCUGAGUGUCCCAGCGGGCACCACCAUCGUCAAAACUGUGGCUGUGACACCUGGCACUACCACUCUCCCAGCCACUGUGAAGGUGGCCUCCUCACCAGUCAUGGUGAGCAACCCAGCCACUCGCAUGCUGAAGACCGCAGCUGCCCAGGUGGGGACAUCUGUCUCCUCCGCUGCCAACACGUCUACCCGCCCCAUCAUCACGGUGCACAAGUCGGGGACUGUGACAGUGGCCCAGCAAGCCCAGGUGGUGACCACGGUGGUGGGUGGGGUCACCAAGACCAUCACCCUGGUGAAGAGCCCCAUCUCCGUCCCAGGAGGCAGUGCUCUGAUUUCCAACCUGGGCAAAGUGAUGUCAGUGGUCCAGACUAAACCAGUGCAGACUUCGGCAGUCACAGGCCAGGCGUCUACGGGCCCGGUGACUCAGAUCAUCCAGACCAAAGGGCCCCUGCCAGCCGGGACCAUUCUCAAGCUGGUGACCUCAGCAGAUGGCAAGCCCACUACCAUCAUCACUACCACGCAGGCCAGUGGGGCCGGUACUAAACCCACCAUCCUGGGCAUCAGCAGUGUGUCCCCCAGCACUACGAAGCCUGGCACAACGACCAUCAUCAAGACUAUCCCCAUGUCGGCCAUCAUCACGCAGGCGGGCGCCACAGGUGUGACCAGCAGCCCUGGCAUCAAGUCCCCCAUCACCAUCAUCACCACCAAGGUUAUGACUUCAGGGACUGGAGCGCCUGCCAAAAUCAUCACUGCUGUCCCCAAAAUUGCAACUGGCCAUGGGCAGCAAGGAGUGACCCAGGUGGUGCUAAAGGGGGCCCCUGGACAGCCAGGUACCAUCCUCCGCACUGUGCCCAUGGGGGGCGUUCGUCUGGUCACCCCCGUCACUGUCUCCGCCGUCAAACCGGCUGUUACCACAUUGGUUGUGAAGGGUACCACAGGUGUCACAACGUUAGGCACGGUGACAGGCACCGUUUCCACCAGCCUUGCUGGAGCUGGGGGCCACAGCACCAGCGCCUCCCUGGCCACACCUAUCACCACCUUGGGCACUAUCGCCACCCUCUCAAGCCAGGUGAUCAACCCCACUGCCAUCACUGUGUCAGCCGCGCAGACCACGCUGACGGCGGCCAGCGGGCUCACCACCCCCACCAUCACCAUGCAGCCUGUCUCCCAGCCUACCCAGGUGACUCUGAUCACAGCACCCAGUGGGGUUGAGGCCCAGCCUGUGCAUGACCUCCCUGUGUCCAUCCUGGCCUCGCCUACUACAGAACAGCCCACGGCUACAGUUACCAUUGCUGACUCAGGCCAGGGUGAUGUGCAGCCUGGCACCGUGACGCUGGUGUGCUCCAACCCGCCGUGCGAGACCCAUGAGACGGGCACUACCAACACAGCCACCACCACUGUUGUGGCUAACCUCGGGGGGCACUCCCAGCCCGCCCAGGUGCAGUUUGUCUGUGACAGACAAGAGGCAGCUGCUUCUCUCGUGACCUCACCAGUGGGGCAGCAGAAUGGCAGCGUGGUUCGCGUCUGCUCGAACCCGCCGUGCGAGACCCAUGAGACAGGCACCACCAGCACCGCCACCACCGCCACCUCCAACAUGGCGGGGCAGCACGGCUGCUCGAACCCGCCUUGCGAGACCCACGAGACAGGCACCACCAGCACCGCCACCACCGCCAUGUCAACCAUCGGCACCGUCCAGCAGCGAGAUGCCCGGCACGCCUAUGUGGCCAGCACUGCUCCUGCUGUGGUCCGGGUCAGCCUGGCUGCUGGGGCGUCACAGGGAGCCCAGGGUUCUGUCAAGCCCUCGUGCCAAACCUGCCAGACCAGCGCAACCAGCACCACCAUGACUGUGAUGGCCACCAGUGCCCCGCUCCUUGGGCCAAGCCUGGUGCUGGAGGCUGGCGGCCACAGCACCACUUUUGUGCAGUUGGCCCCUGUGAGCAGCCAAGUCAGGCCCAGCGGCCUUGGCGGCAAGGACAGCCCCAUAGCUGGCCUAGGUCAGCUGGUGUCUGCAGGGCACCAGCUGGAGGCACAUCACACCCACACAACCAACACACCCACCACAGCCCGCUCCACCAUGGGUGCCGCAGAGCUCGGUGAGGCACAGGGAACCCUCAUACCUGCGUACGAGAGCUCAUCUGGUGCCGCUGUGACUGUGACAGCCCUGGAGGCAUUGCUGUGCCCUUCGGCCACCGUGGUCCAAGUCUGCUCCAACCCACCAUGUGAGACCCAUGAGACGGGCACCACCAACACAGCCACUACCUCGAGCGCAGGCAGUGCCCAGCGGGUCUGCUCCAAUCCGCCAUGCGAGACCCACGAGACGGGCACCACCCAUACACCUACCACCGCCACCUCCAGCGGGGCUGCGGGCCAGCCUGAGGGUGGGCAGCAGCCCCCUGCUGGCCACCCCUGUGAGACACACCAGACCACUUCCACUGGUACCACCAUGUCGGUCAGCGUAGGAGCCCUGCUCCCUGCCACCACUCCCUCCCCCAGGACCCUGGAGUCCACCUUGGAGGUGGCAGCACCACCCACGGUUACCCCCCAGGCCGGCGUUUCGUUACUGGCUCCUUUCCCGACACAGAGGGUGUGCUCCAAUCCCCCCUGUGAGACACACGAGACAGGCACCACGCACACGGCCACCACUGUCACCUCCAACAUGAGCUCAAACCAAGAUCCCCCACCAGCUACCAGCGACCAGGGAGAGGUGGAGAGCACCCAGAGUGACAGUGUGAACCUCACCAGCUCCAGUGCCAUCACGACCACUGUGUCUUCCACGCUAACGCGGGCUGUGACCACUGUGACACAGUCCACGCCGGUCCCUGGCCCCUCGGUGCCGAAGAUCUCAUCAAUGACUGAGACUACCCCAGGGGCUCUGACCACCGAAGUCCCCAUUCCGGCCACGAUAACAGUGACCAUAGCCAACACAGAAACUUCUGACAUGCCCUUCUCUGCUGUUGACAUCCUGCAGCCCCCAGAGGAACUCCAGGCCUCACCAGGGCCUCGCCAGCAGCUGCCGCCACGGCAACUCCUGCAGCCCGCCUCCACACCCCUGAUGGGGGAGUCCACCGAGGUCCUGUCAGCCUCCCAGACCCCUGAGCUCCAGGCCGCCGUGGAUCUGAGCAGUACAGGGGACUCAUCUUCAGGCCAGGAGCCUGCCAGUUCAGCUGUGGUAGCCACUGUGGUGGUCCAGCCACCCCCGCCCACACAGUCUGAAGUAGACCAGUUGUCACUUCCCCAAGAGCUGAUGGCUGAGGCCCAGGCGGGCACCACCACCCUCAUGGUAACAGGGCUCACCCCUGAGGAGUUGGCAGUGACUGCUGCUGCUGAAGCAGCUGCCCAGGCCGCAGCCACAGAGGAAGCCCAGGCCCUGGCCAUCCAGGCAGUGCUCCAGGCCGCCCAGCAGGCUGUCAUGGCAGGCACUGGAGAACCCAUGGACACGUCCGAGGCAGCAGCAGCCGUGACACAGGCAGAGCUGGGCCACUUGUCAGCCGAGGGCCAGGAGGGCCAGGCCACCACCAUCCCCAUCGUGCUGACACAGCAGGAGCUGGCUGCCCUGGUGCAGCAGCAGCAGCAGCUGCAGGAGGCGCAGGCCCAGCAGCAGCACCAUCACCUCCCCACCGAGGCCCUGGCCCCUGCCGACAGCCUCAAUGACCCGACUAUUGAGAGCAACUGCCUCAACGAGCUGGCCGGGGCUGUUCCCAGCACUGUGGCCCUGCUACCCUCCACAGCCACUGAGAGCCUGGCCCCUUCCAACACAUUUGUGGCUCCCCAGCCAGUCGUGGUAGCCAGCCCUGCGAAGCUGCAGGCUGCAGCUACCCUCACUGAAGUGGCUAACGGCAUCGAGUCCCUGGGCGUGAAGCCGGACCUACCACCUCCACCCAGCAAAGCCCCUGUGAAGAAGGAGAAUCAGUGGUUUGAUGUGGGGGUCAUUAAGGGCACCAACGUAAUGGUGACACACUAUUUCCUUCCACCAGAUGAUGCUGUCCCAUCUGAUGAUGACUCGGGCACUGUCCCAGACUAUAACCAGCUAAAGAAGCAGGAGCUGCAGCCGGGCACAGCCUAUAAGUUUCGUGUUGCCGGGAUCAAUGCCUGUGGCCGAGGGCCCUUCAGCGAGAUCUCAGCCUUUAAGACGUGUCUGCCUGGUUUCCCAGGGGCCCCCUGUGCUAUUAAAAUCAGCAAAAGUCCGGAUGGUGCUCACCUCACCUGGGAGCCGCCCUCUGUGACCUCGGGCAAGAUCAUUGAGUACUCCGUGUACCUGGCCAUACAGAGCUCACAGGCCGGUGGUGAGCCCAAGAGCUCCACCCCGGCUCAGCUGGCCUUCAUGCGGGUGUACUGCGGGCCCAGCCCGUCCUGCCUCGUGCAGUCCUCCAGCCUCUCCAACGCCCACAUCGACUACACCACCAAGCCUGCCAUCAUAUUCCGCAUUGCUGCCCGCAACGAGAAGGGCUACGGCCCAGCCACCCAAGUGAGGUGGUUGCAAGAAACCAGUAAAGACAGCUCUGGCGCCAAACCGGCCAGCAAGCGGCCCAUGUCCUCUCCGGAAAUGAAAUCCGCUCCAAAGAAAUCUAAGGCAGACGGUCAGUGAGAGGCAACUGCCCCGCGCCUGGAUGCUUCUCCAGACACCCCUUCUGCUUCAGGAACGCCACCUGCCAGGGCCCGCCCGUCCCACCCACUCGGCGCUCACACUUCACCCUCACGAGCCACUGGCCGCCAUUCAUUCUCUCCCUCUCUGUUUUUAAAAUUAUCUCAAGAAAGCACAUUUUACCAUUGCUGUUGGGGGGAAGUGGAAGGCAGAGCUGGAAGAGCAGUGAGCAAGUGAGAGCAAUGCGCCUUCCUCCCCCACCCGCCCCUCCCCCGCCAGCGCCUUCCCCUGAGAGCUGAGCAAGCCCAGAGAAUUCAGAGGCCCUCAAGGGAGAGAACUAGAAACCUAAAAGGAAGGAGACGGCAUAGAAGGAAGGAGACGGAAUGCAUGCACCCCCAAAACCUGCACACCUCUUGCUGUUUGUCACCCUUGGCUCGAGGGGGCAGCCAAGGGCUGGGGGGUGCAGGCAUGGAAGCUGAGGAAAGGCGCCGCCCACUCAUGCCCCUGCCCCGCCUGCUGCCACAGGCUUUGUGGGGCACCCCAAGCUGGGUGUCUGGCUGGUUGUAUUUUAUUUUGUUACCUUCGCAUUUUCUGCCACCUAACGGCGGCCCCCCUUUGGCUUACCCAACCCUGUCUUUGCCGGCGAUCCCACAGGAAGCUUACACGUUUUCUCAGAGGCCUUCGUACUCCCACCUCUUCUCGCCUUCCCUCUUCUUUCCCAUUUAAAAAAAGAGAAGAAAGAAAGAAAAAGAAAAGGGGCGAAGAAGGAGCCCCAUGGUGGCCUGAGCAGUGUUCUGUGAAAACCUCCCAACUCCCAGUGGGGCCUAGAGUAGCCCCCGAGCCUGGCCUCGGCCCCCCCCGGGUCGGGCUGGGGCCACAUCGCCAACUGCUGCAUUGGUUGUAUUGUUUUCAGUUGAAAUUGAUGAAGUUAACAUUUUUAUUGUAAUUUUAGCCUUAGUGUGUGGGGUUUUGUCCCUUUUUUUUUGUUGUUAGCUGUGUACAGAAUGUGUAUCUUUUUUUUUUUUUUUUUUUUUUUUUUACUUUUUUCUCCUUGGCUAAGCCUUCGCAGGGAUCUUUCUGGAGGAAAAGCCCUGGGAGCAGCUGGGGCAGGAGAGGCGGGGAAUCUCCCCUGUAGGCCUUGUGUUUGCUGCCCAGCCCGAUUUCCUCUUGCUGGCCCCUGCCCUCUGGGACAAGGGAGGGUGAGCAGUCAGACCUCACUCACAUGGUCUCCACACCUAUAGGAUCGAGCUUGAGAGUCUGCUGGAGCCUGCAGUCGGUCAGGUUUCUGAGGAUGGCUGGGGGUUGGGAGCAGCUGCGUGCCAUCCUCCUGAUCCUGGGUUCCCAGUGCCCUCCAGCACCCCCAGGCUCCCUCCUGGGCACAGCUGGCUUAGAGUGUCUGACUCCUCCACUGCUGCUUCCUGCGGCCGCCACCUCCAGGCAAAGUUGUGAGGAAAGGGGGUUGGGGGAAGUGGGGCUCAGGCAGCCUGGGAAGGAGCCAGCCAAGAGCACUAGCCACCAGCUCUAUGAAUCUGCAGCGCUGUCCCCAGGCUGAGCCCAUCCUCCUAGGGCCAGACUUGGGCUUGGGGCUCUGCUUGGAGUGGCUAAUGAGACAGCUUUCUGCCCCACACCCCAGCUUUAGGCAACCAGCAGGGCUGCAAGCAGGUUACAGAAGGAUUUAAAAGGAGCAGCCAAUCUUUUCAGACCCCACCCUGGAGACAGCUGUGGCCUGGGGCCUCCACAGACACCCCCGCCCCCAACACCACCACCACCACCACCAGCCAGUGGCCUCUGGGCCCCUGGUUUGUUGUAUUCUAGUAGAUUUCGCUGUGGAAAACGUCCCGUUUAGUCACCUUGGAGCCCACUCGCCUGGUCCCAUUGUUGACCCCGGUCCCUUCCCCUGAGUGCCCUUUGAUUUCUCGGUUCUGAGAACAGUACACCCGUCAUCUAUUGUAGAGUAACCCCGUGACUCAAUAUUACCAUAGUGCGAUGUUGUUUUGUGCUAUUUUGAACAAUUAAAAGACUUUUUUUGAAAUAAC